Notolabrus celidotus (New Zealand spotty) is the source of this 2635-nucleotide messenger RNA. It is a transcript of the gene adra1d, whose product is annotated as adrenoceptor alpha 1D. The record is from RefSeq and is a predicted model, not a curated record. The coding region runs from base 343 to 1842 and encodes 499 amino acids. The transcript has 2 exons. Gene Ontology annotation, biological process: adenylate cyclase-activating adrenergic receptor signaling pathway; positive regulation of cytosolic calcium ion concentration; cell-cell signaling. Lineage: Eukaryota; Metazoa; Chordata; Actinopteri; Labriformes; Labridae. Gene Ontology annotation, cellular component: membrane. Gene Ontology annotation, molecular function: alpha1-adrenergic receptor activity.
UGUAAACCUGCGGAAGGGAAUGCGUGGAUAUUGAAAAUUCUCUAAAUAUUAUUUUUUCAUUUAAGUGAUAAUUUCACUUCCUCCAAAGACAAACUCAAAGGAAAAUAUGCCUGUUGUGCAAACAACAGCUUCUCCAUCAUGCAUGCUUUCCAUAUAGGUUAUGGACUUCUCUGUUUUCCUUUUUCAAGUCUUCUCCGUUCAAAGUGUGUCGUAUUCUGACUGCGAGCACGCGCGCCUGCCUGCCUGUCUUUCUGCGAAGACUGAAAAUAGACCGGCGACAAUGCAAGACUCCCUGCUUUGUAUGGUAAACAAACUCUAAAGUUCUCUUUAUGGCGUUUCAAAAUGACAUACUCUAACUUGAGGAACGAAAGCAACUAUGGGAUCUAUUUCACUGAAGCUUUCAACGGAUCUGUCUUGGACCAAACAUCUCCAAACGACAGUAUUACGACCUGCAGGAACUUCACAAUGGACCCUCAGGUUAUUGGAGUUGGGGUUUGUCUCUCUGUUUUUAUUUUGGUUGCAAUUGUUGGGAACAUUUUGGUUAUCCUGUCUGUUGUGUGCAAUAAACAUUUGCAGACUGUUACAAACUUCUUCAUUGUGAACUUAGCUAUGGCAGACCUGCUGUUGAGCAUUAUCGUACUGCCUUUCUCUGCCUCUUUAGAGGUGCUGGGAUGCUGGGUGUUUGGUCGGAUUUUCUGCAACAUCUGGGCAGCUGUGGAUGUGCUCUGCUGCACCGCAUCCAUCCUUAGCCUAUGUAUCAUCUCCGUGGACCGGUACAUAGGGGUCAAACACUGCCUGAAAUACCCCAGUAUUAUGACAGAGAAGAAAGCUGUAGCUAUUUUGAUCCUUGUUUGGGUGUUAUCCACGAUUAUUUCUGUCGGACCGCUCCUGGGAUGGAAGGAACCCCCUCCUGUGGACGAGAGCAUCUGCAGGAUCACAGAGGAGCCGGGCUAUGCGCUCUUCUCCUCCCUCUUCUCUUUUUACCUCCCGCUCAUGGUCAUACUUUUCAUGUACUUCAGGGUCUAUGUGGUGGCACGCAGGACUACUAAAAGUCUCGAAGCGGGCGUGAAACGGGAGAGAAAUAAGUCGAUGGAGGUGGUGCUCCGGAUUCACUGCCGCAGCGUGCUGGAGGACGCCAGCGCGAAAAGUAACAAAAACCACCCGUUUAGAAGUUCGCUCUCUGUGCGGCUGAUGAAGUUCUCCAAGGAGAAAAAGGCUGCUAAAACCCUCGCUAUCGUUGUGGGGAUGUUCAUCUUGUGUUGGCUGCCUUUUUUCUUCGUUCUACCUAUGGGUGCCUUCUUCCCAGCACUGAAACCAUCUGAAACUGUCUUCAAGGUAAUCUUCUGGCUGGGCUACUUCAACAGCUGCAUCAACCCCAUGAUCUACCCCUGCUCCAGCAAAGAGUUCCAGCGCGCUUUUACGCGGCUCCUCAAGUGCCAGUGCCACAAAAGACAGAGAGUCCUGCGUCGCUUCUAUGACCAGCGGUGGCGGACAGCUGUCAAGGGAAUGACAAAGGAUCAGAGGGGGGACUACAAGCCCAGCUACACAGUGCAUGAAUCCUUUGGCAGCUCUUUGUUUCACAAGAGGAAAGGACGUUCUCUGGGUUUCAAAAGAUGGAGCCUGUUUUCACCUCUGCAUAAGUCCUCCUUUCAGCUGAAAGAGAAAGUGAACAAUCUGUCAAAUAAAAUCAAAGGAGGUGCAGGAAAAAGCAGCACAUCUGCAGUAGGUCGGAUUGAUAUAGUAGAGACAGUCUCCAUGGGGAUUUACAACUCCUGUGAGCAGAGCGGUUAUCAGUUCUAUGAUCUGGCAGACUGCUAUGGCUUGAAAGAGACUGACAUUUAGAGGACCGCGAGACAACCUUUUAUUUAUUUUUAAUGGUCAUAUUGGAACACAAUGCAAGACUGACUGUGAUCGGACGGAAUUUUGUGUUCAUAAAAUAUCUGAGAAUCAAAGCUGGACAAGAGCAGCGGUCCAAGAAUUAUGGCUUGAUCCCAGUACAAACAAGACUAAAACUUGAUCCUUCAUACCCAUCCUGUUUAUUUAGAUCAAGCCUCUUGUGGCCUGCUUGAAGCCACAUUUUGGAUGUGGACACAAAAGUAGACAACUCCUUGGAUUACAUUUCAGUGCUGUCACUUGAUGGAUCCAUGAUUCAAAGCCCAUAACUAAUCCUUUUACAUUUGACAUAAACCAGUCACUAUGACUUUUAGAUUCAGCCAGGCGACGAGAAAUGACUUUGGCAUUGGAGACUUCCUUUAAAAGAAAACAAACAAACAAACAAACAAACAAACAAACAAACAAAGCUGUAAUGAAGGGAGCUAGGUGUUCCAAAGCCCAUAUUUAACAUUUCUAUUCUUGUGAGAUUUUUCAAUUUUGUGGAUUUGAUCAAAUACAACACCUGAGAAUGAGCUGUGACUUGUCCCUAUUUUGACAAGGCAUUGAAAAAGACGAGAGGCCAGCUAGGAAUAAAGAUGCUGCAAAUUAUUUAUUCAAACUGAUGAAUAUAACAGUAAACUUGGCACUGAUAUGUAUACUUGUAUGAAUAAAAGUCCAUGAGUCAACCUGGCCUAACUGUCUGUAUUUAUGCAUUGCUACCUGGGUACUGAUGUGAAAUGAACUUUCUUUUUUUUUUAUUUCU